Messenger RNA from Tilletiopsis washingtonensis, 1326 nucleotides. RefSeq lists its product as hypothetical. Gene Ontology annotation, cellular component: nucleus; Smc5-Smc6 complex. Bases 48 to 1103 code for a protein of 351 amino acids. The record is from RefSeq and is a predicted model, not a curated record. Gene Ontology annotation, biological process: DNA repair. Lineage: Eukaryota; Fungi; Basidiomycota; Exobasidiomycetes; Entylomatales. The transcript has 7 exons.
GCACCGCCGACUCUCCCUCCCCUUCUCCACACACCUCCUCGCCCAGCAUGCCGCCCUCCUCGCGUCGUCGCGCCGCCGACUCGCCCGAGGCGGCCGCCGCCUCCUCCUCCGCCAUCCCCGCCGUCGUGGCCGCCGCCGCCGCUGCGCCCGCGCCCGCCUUUCGCUACGAGCCCAACCAGGCGCAGAGCGAGAAGCGCGAGGUGCGCAAGGAGUACCGCAGACUGAUUGGCAACAGUGAAGAUGCACGCGCCAACAUGGGCGAGCACAAGGUGGGCGAUCUGCAGGACAUGAUUGUGCGCAGUGACCGGCUGUACGAGAGUGUCAAGGCGCCCGGCGAAGCCGUGCUGGAUGCCCGGCUGCUUCUCAACACCUCCGAGACGGCCGCGCAGCUGGCCAAGAACAUGAAGGUGGCGUCGGGCGCCUUUGACAUCGACGAGUACCUCGCGCGCAUCGCCGGCUUCAUCGGCGGCAAGCUCGUGCAGCCGGGCGGCGCGGGCCAUGAGGCGGACGAGGUGGAGGAGGAGGAUGUCGAGGCGUGGCAGUGGGAUCGGCUGGGACGCGCGGCGGGCAGAUGCACAAAGAGAGCGCCGGUGAUGGACUGCCUACUUGGGCCGCUCGACGUACAGGCCAACAAGCGCAAGACGACGAAGCGAGCUCGUAUCGAGAAGGAAGGUCCCGCCAUUGCGCCUCAGCAACUGCAAGAAGAGGACAUCCAGCGUUCGGAAAACGAAACGACGCGUCUGGUGCGCGACGUCGCCACGCUGCUCGAAGUCGAGGGCGGGCCCGAGGGCCUCAAUCUCUUUCGCUUCGUCAUUGAUCCGACGAGCUUCAGCAACACCGUCGAGAAUCUCUUCUACGUCAGCUUUCUCGUGCGCGACGGCAUCGUGUCGCUCGAGGACAACGACGAGGGCGAGCCGAUGCUGACGAGCGUGGAGGCGCCAAACGACGAUGAUUAUGCACAGGGCGUGACGCGUCGGCAGCUCGUCUUGGAGCUGGACCAGACGGUUUGGAAGGAGCUCAUCGAGCUCUACAACAUCCGCAAGCCCAUCAUUCCCUCGCGCCAGGCCGCCGCGGCGCCUCGCAGUGGCGCGUGGUAUGGCUAGAGGCGUGCCCUCCGCCCGCUCGCCUCACUGCCCCUCUCUCUCUCUCUCUCUCGCCUUACCACGAGCGUCUCUUCAUCGGCCUGACCACCCCCCUCGCGACACAUCACCGACUGCAUCCAUAGCUUGUACUUGUACCUCUCUCACUCACACACACACACCGCGUCACCUAGUCUCUCUUCACUCGCCGCUCCCGUCGUGGGUAAUGCAAGCGCGUUCAAUUGCG